AUCGCCAUCUUAUUUGUUUCGUCAGUGAAGGAGAAAAGCAGUAACGCGGAGUUUAUAGCGUAUUUUUGCGUCUUGAUGUACGUAUUCACAUUGUGUUUGAAGUAUUAAAAUGUCUCACGGUGGAAGAAAUGAAUGCAGAAUUUAUGUCGGCAAUCUACCGCCGGAUAUAAGGACAAAGGAUAUUCAGGAUCUUUUUUAUAAAUUUGGUAAAGUUACUUUUGUUGACUUGAAAAACCGGAGAGGACCGCCAUUCGCCUUCGUUGAGUUCGACGACCCAAGAGAUGCAGAAGAUGCUGUACAUGCUAGAGAUGGAUACGACUAUGAUGGUUAUAGACUACGUGUCGAAUUCCCCAGAGGUGGUGGACCCAGUAACAAUUUCCGUGGAGGUCGUGGAGCAGGUGACAGUGGUCGAGGAGGUCGUGGCGAAAUGAGUAACUCUCGAGGUCGUGGACCACCUGCAAGACGCUCUCAGUACAGGGUCCUUGUAACAGGGUUACCACCAUCUGGUAGUUGGCAAGAUCUGAAGGAUCACAUGAGAGAAGCUGGAGACGUAUGCUUUGCAGAUGUUUACAAAGACGGCACCGGCGUAGUUGAGUUUCUACGCUACGAAGACAUGAAGUAUGCCGUCAUGAAAUUGGAUGAUUCCCGAUUUAGGUCACAUGAGGGGGAAGUGGCCUACAUUCGUGUUAAAGAGGAUCACACCAGUGGUGAAAGAGGCCGUAGCAAGGAUCGUGAAAGAGGACGAAGCCGUUCCAGGAGCUACAGUCCACGACGUCGGGGUUCUCCUACUUAUUCGCCACUACGGCGCAACUAUUCGCGGUCCCGAUCCCGUUCUCGUUCCAGAUCUCGUUCUUACGACUAGUGUGUACGUAUAUGCUCUACAUGAUAAUAUCAGCAAAAGGUUUACUCACAUUCGCCUUGCCACAUUUCAUUAUUGCUGAUUUGAGCAUUACCAAAAUAACAACAAUAACGAAGACUACAGAUACACAAAACAAAAAUGGAAGAUUGUACACGAACGAUAAAUCGAACAAGAGAGUGAGGGUACAAAACGAAAACAGAAAAUUAGGAAUUCUUCCAGUCCAAUCAUACCUCGCAGCGUUGAUUUUACUAAUUGUCUCGUUUUUUGUCAUCUACGCGAUCAAACGAGAAUUACGUUAUCGGUAGCAUGAUGGAAGAAACUACAACAAGACAAAAACGAAAUACUUGGGAGAUCCGUAUAUGAAUUGUACAAAUACAAUAACUACAAAUAAUUGCUAGUCCAUUCCAGGACGAAGCUGUAUUACUUCUCAAAGUUUAAAUACGAAUUGUUACAUAUGAACUUUUUGAUUGCUUCUAAUCAAACCAGCAAUAACGAAAUCCUUCGAUUAAUCGGACUCUAACGAUGUUUAUAUUUCCAAACUAAUGAACCGUUGCCACUAAGAGAGAAAAAGCAAAGAACAGCAUAUAAACAUGAGUGCAUCUUAAUUCUAUUGACAAUUUACCAUUCGAUAAAUUGAAAAGAAAUCGCCAUUCGCAUCACUCGCAUUGGAUAUCGACAAAGUAUAAUUGUUUAACCUAUAGAACUAUAACGAUUUAUUAUUAUUUUCGAAGAGACAUUCCUUUAGUUUCGCGCGAUUCAUUCUUCAACAUCAUAUUUUACGUGUAAAAUGUGCGAGGACUUUUGUAUAACAUUAAAUGGGGAUCUUGCAUGACUACUUGAGACGCAAAUAUCGCGAAAUUUACCUUUUAUGAAUAUUAUGUUCUCAUUUAACUGCCAAGCAAGCCAUUCGAAUCUCUGUACUUGAGACGCAAUGUGGUAAAUAAUCAAUGGCGUAUAUAGUAAAACAAAAAUGUUUAAGUGUCCACCCUUUUGAAAGAUUAACAAGAUUUUUCACCUGACAACAAUCUUAACGCAUUAAAAAUGCAUUAACGUUAAACAUGAUUUUCCAGUAAUCCUCAAACAUUUUUGAUAUUUUUAACACACUUGUCAUCUAUUUUGCUGAAUUUCAUGCGUCAAUUAAUUUAACCAACUUCUCGUCGUGAGAUAACAAACGUCGUAAUCGUUUGCGGUGAGCUCUGCGUGGACCGUUCAAUUUUCCGUUUCUUUUUGUUUGUUUAAGCCACGCGUUGCAUCACCAUUGUUGAUAGUUCACUCAAAACUGAUAUUCAUAUCUUCUAUUUCAUCUCGUUACUCUCUUCUCUUGUAUAACAUCAAUCAUCACCAGAGCUACAAAAUGAACACCAAAGAUAUAUAGCAUAUUUUUUCAUUUUUUUAAAUUAUAUAAAAAAUAAAAACUUUUUUCAUUUGCAAAUUUUUCUGAAAAAAGAAUCAUUGUGGGACAGUCCUUCCGAAAAUGUGACAAUCUGACGAAAGCCCCCCAUUGUUAGUAAUUAAUGAAUUUUAUCAAAUUAAUGUGCAUCUCUCUUUAAUCAAUUAGAAUAUAAAUUAACGUGCGAUACUGCGUUUGUGUCUUGAUGACUAGAAAUCAAAGUAAUUCUUAGCAAACGAUUUGAAUAAGAAUUUAACCCAUGCACGAUCCCCAUUCGUACAAAAUAUCUUGCAGUGACAUCUCAUUUUCUGAACGUGAAUGAUUUCGCAAAACGCUUUAAAUUUAUUAAUUGAUAUUAAUAUUUAAUAAACGAAAACGACAAGCAUGUUCAUUUGGUUCCAACGAAGUGUGAUUUACGUGUCUCCCUUUAAUCAGAUAUAACGCGCAUCUUCCGUAUGUCACAUUUGCCUAGCAACCGGAUUCGAUGAGCGUCAACAUCAAGGAGGAUUAAAUAAAUUUUGAAAACAAAAAAAUUAAAAAUAAUAGUGCAACCACAUGAGUCGAUUAACACGAACUCGUUUCCUCGUUGACUCUUUUUAACAAAAUUUUCGUCACUCCCUGGGAUUUGUGCCCGAGGAAACUGUCGAAAAAAAAAGAAAAAACCUGAAAAAAAAGAAUCAAGAAAAUUUCUGAAGCAACGGGUAUGAGAGCGUUAUUAUUUCUUGUCGGAUGCAUUGAAAAAAAGAGCAGGUUUCCGCGUGUCUGAUACAACUAAAAUGGCAAAUAAUUAAUCCUCAUUGGGAUUUAUAUUGGAAAAAAACAAAAGGUUGGGGUAAAAGUGAAGGAACGAUUAAAAACAUAUUUUUAUUCUACGACAAUUAUAAAUUUUCUCGUCGUAAAUUCGGCCUGCGAUAUCAAUAUUAAUAAAUGUGAAUAACGACGGGUUUUGUUGGCUACAAACUACAGUGUCGCUUACUGGAAAUUUCUCUACGUAUCUUUUCUAAUCUUCUCGCCUUCAAGUUCUAUUCAGUCCGCUUACUGUAUGCAUUGGCGAGAUCGCAGGCAAUGCGUUUACGAUGAGAACAUUUGAAUGAAAAGUAAAGAAAGAAAAAAGAAACCUUAACUCUAACGAAUAUUGUAUUAAGGAACUAAUGUAUUUUUUCUUCUUUUGUAUAUUGGAUUGGAUUGUAACACAAUGAAUGAAAAACUGAAACCCACACGAUCUUACUUCUUGGAUGGAUAUAAUACACGGUUCGUGCUUGAUGAUGGGAUGAGAUGGAAUGCAUUAUUGGAUGGAUUUUGUAUGGAGCAAUAAAAAUUGUAAAAGAGGAUAUAGAAAAAAAAAAAUGAUAAAUCGAGUGGCGCAGUGGAAGUAAUCGGACUGUUCAGGAUACGUCGAAGAGGAAAUUCAGGAAAACCGGGAUCCUUCAAAGAGGAGACGCAUUCCAUUCAAAGGAUUCUCGAUUAGCUGGAUUUUCAUCGGGACACGUACGGCAAAGUCCAUUUCACGCACGCCUUCCUGGAUAAUCGAAGCGUUUACCAUUCUCUAUCUCUAGUCGAGUUACACACUCCUCCUCUUCACGAAUAAUAUAAAAAAAAAAAAUGUAAACAAACUUAACGACAGAGAAUGUUUCUCGACUCCUACGGACGUCGUCCUCAUCCUCGUCAUCGUCCUCCUCGUCGCCGUCGUCGCGCUUCAGUGAAACAUUGGCUCUCGCGAUUUUUGAAUAUUCCACCGUGUCUCUCUCUCUCUCUCUCUCUUUCUCUCUCUUUUUCUUUCUCUCUAACCUUCUAUGUAUCGUUCAAAGGACAUUUUCCUCUUUCUCUCUCUUUUACUUUUUAUUGUAAUACAUUAACAACAGUUCACGUGAUUAGUUGGCGCAUUUAUAAUCAUACCCGAUCAACAGGAACAAUGAGAAGAACUCAUCGAAACUUUAUUAAUGAGUGGUCCUGUUAAUAAAAAAAAAGUGCAGUACGAAGAGAAUCAGUCGAGAACCAUUUACGCGUUUCUUAAUAAAUUCGUAUUAGUUUAAUCGUGCGUUGAGUGUAAUUAAAUCGGUGUAUUAAAUAAGCGGUGCAUCGUAAUUCCAAUUUAAUUAAUGAGAGCGAUCUCGCUGGAUGCCAUUAAAUGAAGGAUUGACGCGGCGGCGGACACAAGAGGAUUUUAUACGAGAUGAAAUCACUGUUUGACGAAUUUCAUAUACUGCGAAAAAAAAGAACGGACUGUCUUAAUUUCUCUAUGUACGUUCCUACUACUUUCUCUCUUUCUCUGUGGGAAGCAACGGAGAGGAAAAAAAAACAGUAAACGAACGUGUGACAGAAUUUAUUUGGGAUUCGGAUGCCUCGCGGGAUUUAUUAAUACGCGCACGUGGAGGAUUCUUGGAUCUGGAUAAAUUUACUGGAUCAUUUCAUUUGGGGAUUUGGUCGAGAUGGAUACAAGUCGCACGGACGGAAUGCUAUAAAUAUAUCUGUUUCGAUGGACAUUUGGAUGGAUUCGGAUUCGGAUGGAUUUCUGCUGUCUCACAUACAUAGGGUUCAUGGAACAAAAAAAUGACUUCACUAGGUCGUCGCAUAUGGAUUUCCGGAAUCGGUGUCUUCGCUUACAAUUAGGACGAACAGAUUCAGGAUCGAUACAGGAAUAUAAUGGUGUCUAUUGGAUAAUUUCCUUUCUCAUCAUGACUCUGAACAAAAUAAGAGAACUCGGAUUGCUUGCAUCUUGUACCAAAAGGUAUUUCAACACAGGUUCUUAUACAUUCAAAGGUACAUUACAUAGAUUAUUCUGCAUGCUUUGCUUUUAAGUUUGUCAUUAUGCAUUUAAACGGUUUUUUUAACUUUAUUGGCAAUUAAACUCUUGCACUGGUGGCAGGUCUUUGGCUUGAACACGUACAGUUUUACGUACAUUAGACCUUGUAGCGCAUCUUUGAAUGUCUUCCUGCAAAUUUUCUGACAAGUUGUACAUUUAGCUAUUUUUAUGUCAUCUAUUAAAUGCACUGAUUGACUUCUCCCUACUGACAUAGCUAACAAUGUAUUGAAACCCUACGACGCUAGAAAUCCAUGGCAUGGGUGGCAAUGGAUAUGAUAUCUUUUAUGUGCUUCUAAUUGGAUUUACCUAGGGGGAUCUUGAUCUGUUGAAAUUUAUCUGACUAACAAAGCGGUGAUGUUUUUUUUUUGGCUUUACUGAUAUUAUUCUGGCAUGGGUAUACAUUAUGAGGGGUAUAUUAAAGUAACGAGAGGUGAAGUUUAAUGUCUGUUGGUAAGUUUUAAUGCAAGGAAGAUUAAUUGAUAUUAUUUACUCUUUUAUUAUAUUAUCAAUCAUUGUUACACUUGGCACGUAUAAUAAUGCAUAGUUACAUGUUUGCAACUGAUCAAUUAUAAUUUCACAUUAGUGAAUCAUAGACAGUUCAUAAAGAAUAUCGAUUUGGUACGUUUAACAGCAUCUUCGUCGUUACGUUUCUACAUAUAAUUAUACACAGAGAAUAUCGCACAUCGUGAUACAGAAUUCGUAAUUAUGUGAAAGAAUACAGUGCUAUUUAUUGGAAUUCUCAAUCCUUUGAAUUUUAAUCCUCUGCUAUUUGUUCCACCGCUUAUAAUAAAUUAUUCAUUCGUGCCAUCCUA
Molecule: messenger RNA, 5864 nt
Organism: Cephus cinctus (wheat stem sawfly)
Lineage: Eukaryota; Metazoa; Arthropoda; Insecta; Hymenoptera; Cephidae
Gene: SF2
Product: serine/arginine-rich splicing factor 1B
Exons: 3
Coding region: 110-862 (250 amino acids)
Cellular component (GO): ribonucleoprotein complex; cytoplasm; nucleus
Molecular function (GO): mRNA binding
Source: RefSeq, a predicted model, not a curated record